AUGGCUGAGAAAAACCUUGUUGAUAUCAGGAAUGGUAGACGAUCAAGGUGCUCUUCGCCAAAUGAAUCAGACGAUAGCAGUGAUGAUUCCGAUCAUGAAGGAGGUGGAAUGCGUGUUGGCAGUGACUAUCAGGCCAAAGUUCCAGAAUACAAACCAGAAAUAAAGCCAGACCCCAGAAAUGAUGCUAUCCUUGUGUGGGCCCCAGCUAUUGAUCUCUCAGAUGGAAAAGUUGAUGAGUAUGUUAAUAUUGCUAAAGAAAAACAUGGAUAUAACACAGAACAGGCAUUAGGAAUGUUAUUUUGGCAUAAACAUAACAUUGAGAAGGCCCUAGCUGAUUUACCUAAUUUUACUCCUUUCCCUGAUGAGUGGACCGUUGAGGAUAAAGUCUUGUUUGAGCAGGCCUUUAGUUUUCAUGGGAAGAGUUUUCACAGAAUUAGGCAGAUGUUUAUCAGUAUCUCUUGGUUAAGGGAGCACACCACGAUCAUAGUCACUGUUCUUUCCAUACAGUUACCAGAUAAAUCCAUUGCGAGUCUAGUCAAGUACUAUUACUCCUGGAAGAAGAGCAGAUCACGUACCAGUCUGAUGGACAAGCAGGCCAAGAAGCUGAGCAAGACAGGGGACAGUGAUGAAGAGUCUGAUUCCAACGGGAAACGCUCAGGUGAUGAAGAGGAAACUCCUAAAGAGAAUGGGAAGGAGGAGAAAGACACAUGUGGGAAUUGUGGCAUCAGGACAACCCAGCUUCAUAUCACUCCAAAAGGAUCCCUUUGCAAUUCCUGCUAUCAGUAUUGGAGGAGGACCGGCGUGAUGAGAACGGCAGGCCCCAAGAGACACGACCAUGGACAGCACCGUCACAACCCAAUGAAGCACAAGAGGAAGCCACCCCGAGGAAUGCACCUUAACUAUGAGGACCUACAGGUCAUUGUGAAUGGGCCACUGAGUCAGGCUGACGCCCUUCUCAAAUCGCUCGAUCAGGAGCUAGUGUCCCUCAAAAGACAGGUUCAGAAUAAUAAACAGAUGCUCAGUCUGCAGAAACACAAGAUGGUAGCAGGGAUUGAUGAUGUGAAACCUCCGGAGACAAACCCAAGAAUCAAUGCCAGGUGGACAAAUGAAGAACUUCUUCUGGCUGUUCAAGGUGUGCGUAAAUAUGGCAAAGAUUUUCAAGCCAUAUCAGAAGUGAUUGGGAACAAGACUGAAGCCCACGUCCGCAGUUUUUUUGUUAACUUUAGGAAAAGAUAUAAUUUGGAUGAAGUUUUAGCAGAGUAUGAAGCUGAGCAUGGAAAAUCAGACUCAUCAGACAAGCUUGAAAAUGAUGAAAAAGAGGAUGAAAAGGUGUGA
This is a messenger RNA of Magallana angulata, 1335 nucleotides long. RefSeq names its product REST corepressor 3-like. Gene Ontology annotation, molecular function: transcription corepressor activity. Gene Ontology annotation, biological process: negative regulation of DNA-templated transcription; regulation of transcription by RNA polymerase II. The coding region runs from base 1 to 1335 and encodes 444 amino acids. The record is from RefSeq and is a predicted model, not a curated record. The transcript is spliced from 12 exons. Gene Ontology annotation, cellular component: histone deacetylase complex; transcription regulator complex. NCBI's taxonomy places the organism in Eukaryota, Metazoa, Mollusca, Bivalvia, Ostreida, Ostreidae.